Molecule: messenger RNA, 1915 nt
Organism: Cornus florida
Lineage: Eukaryota; Viridiplantae; Streptophyta; Magnoliopsida; Cornales; Cornaceae
Product: pyruvate kinase, cytosolic isozyme
Exons: 3
Coding region: 171-1682 (503 amino acids)
Biological process (GO): glycolytic process
Cellular component (GO): cytoplasm
Molecular function (GO): potassium ion binding; pyruvate kinase activity; magnesium ion binding
Source: RefSeq, a predicted model, not a curated record
GGACCUUGAAAAAAGGUAUCAAGCUCUCUAUCUUAACAUUCUCUCUCCUCUCUCUAAAAAAUUUAGCCUUUGUUUGACAUUGAAACCAGCUUUUUUUUUCCUCUCUCGAUAUCUCUGUUCCGUUUGUAUCUGAGAUCGAUCGUGUAAGGAAUCAAUCGAUCGGUCUUGCAAUGGAGAUGAUGAUGAACCUGUCCGCAGAGAAGAGGCCGAAGACGAAGAUAGUUUGCACGCUCGGACCGGCCUCUAGGUCUGUGCCGAUGGCCGAGAAGCUAUUGAAGGCGGGGAUGAACGUUGCCCGGUUCAAUUUCUCUCAUGGAUCCCACGAAUACCACCAGGAAACCCUAGACAACCUCAGAACCGCCAUGGAUAACACCGGCAUAAUCUGCGCCGUCAUGCUCGAUACCAAGGGUCCAGAGAUCAGAACUGGGUUCUUGAAAGAUGGCAAGCCUGUGCAAUUAAGACAGGGUGAAGAGAUAACCAUCUCCACUGAUUAUAGCAUUAAGGGUGACGAAAAGAUGAUUUGCAUGAGCUAUAAAAAGUUGGCUGAGGAUGUGAAGCCACAGAGUGUCAUACUAUGCUCUGAUGGUACAAUUUCGUUUACUGUUCUGUCUUGUGACAAAGAAAAGGGUUUGGUUCGAUGCCGCUGUGAAAACACUGCAGUUCUUGGUGAAAGAAAGAAUGUUAAUCUCCCAGGGGUUGUUGUGGAUCUCCCAACUUUGACCGAGAAAGACAAGGAAGAUAUAAUGAAGUGGGGGGUUCCCAAUAGGAUUGACAUGAUCGCUUUGUCUUUUGUUCGCAAAGGUUCAGACCUGGUGGAGGUUCGGAAAUUGCUGGGAGAGCACUCAAAGACUAUCCUCCUCAUGUCAAAGGUUGAGAAUCAAGAAGGUGUGGCAAAUUUUGAUGAUAUUCUUGCCAACUCAGAUGCCUUUAUGGUUGCACGAGGUGACCUGGGAAUGGAAAUUCCAAUCGAAAAGAUAUUUUUGGCGCAGAAAGUCAUGAUUUACAAGUGCAACAUCCAAGGAAAGCCAGUCGUCACAGCAACCCAGAUGUUGGAGUCCAUGAUCAAGUCUCCAAGGCCAACUCGGGCAGAAGCCACUGAUGUUGCCAAUGCAGUUCUUGAUGGCACAGACUGUGUGAUGUUGAGCGGUGAAACAGCUGCUGGAGCUUAUCCAGAAUUUGCAGUCCAAACCAUGGCGAAAAUUUGUGUAGAAGCAGAAAGUACAAUUGAUUAUGCUGAUGUUUUCAAACGUAUUACGGCAAAUGCACCAGUGCCCAUGAGUCCACUGGAGAGCCUUGCCUCUUCUGCAGUUAGAACUGCAAACUCAGCAAGAGCAUCUCUCAUACUUGUCCUAACCCGAGGAGGCAGCACUGCCAAACUGGUGGCUAAGUACAGGCCAGGCAUGCCCAUACUCUCAGUUGUCGUCCCUGAGAUCAAAACUGACUCAUUUGAUUGGACUUGCAGUGAUGAAUCCCCAGCAAGGCAUAGCCUUAUUUUUAGGGGGUUGGUUCCAGUUCUGUCUGCAGGAUCUGCCAGGGCUUCCCACGCCGAGUCCACAGAGGAAGCGCUCGAGUUUGCUUUGCAGCAUGCCAAGACCAAAGGACUCUGCAAGGUGGGAGAUUCCGUUGUGGCCUUGCACCGUGUCGGAACAGCUUCAGUAAUCAAGAUUGUGACUGUGAAGUAAAGUGAAAUGGUUUAGAUUCCAGAAGGAUGGAAAGAUGAGUGCUCAAAUUUUGUUUACGUUUUUUGUGGAUGAGAAACAUCAAUCAUUAUUAAUCUGGUCUUCUGAUAUUUGGGUUAUCAACUCUUUAAAUGCUACUAGAGCACAAUUUUUUUGUCUAAUGAUAGAGACCUCUUAUUAUUGUUGUGACUAUAAAGGUCUAUUUCUCUAUACUAUUUGUGUUUGUGACUAUAAAA